Messenger RNA from Papaver somniferum (opium poppy), 714 nucleotides. RefSeq lists its product as uncharacterized. The coding region runs from base 1 to 714 and encodes 237 amino acids. The transcript is spliced from 4 exons. The record is from RefSeq and is a predicted model, not a curated record. Lineage: Eukaryota; Viridiplantae; Streptophyta; Magnoliopsida; Ranunculales; Papaveraceae.
AUGUCCAGAAUUUCUAGGCUACUGAGUCGUCAAUCUGCAAGUUCCACAAGUGAUGACUCUAGAGUUGCCAAGUUGGUGGUGCAACCAAGCUCUCAACCAGAACCAGUCUCUACUAUGGGUCCAGAUACCUCCCAACACUAUAUGACUGAUUUGACAUGGAAACACAAGGCUCAGGCCAAGGAAUGGCUUAUCUCAAAGGCAAAAGAGAAGAUGUGUGUGGCUUUUCAAAGCAAACACGUCGAUUUUAAGAAGAUGGAGAUGGUAUGCGAGAGAGGGGGGAAAAGGGAGAAAGUCACAAAGAAUCAAAUCCAAAAUAUCCAUACUAAGAAGGGUAAUCAACAUUCGAAGGAGGAAGACGAGCGUCUAAGUCAACUUUCCAAAAAUGAGCGAGCGGAAGAGAAAAGGAAAGAAAAGGAAAAAUACGAUGAAGAGAGGGAUCUAUGGAAAGAUUUUUUGAAAGAUCGGGACCAUUUGGAUCAUUCGAAGACCGAGGUUAAGUAUUAUUCUAACUUGCAGAAGUUUAUUGAUGAUUGGAGCACAGAUCAUAAGAAGGUUGUCGAGUAUUUCCUGAAUACAUGGUUGAAUCCUUGGAAGGAGAAGUUUGUUUAUGCAUGGACCAAUAGAUACAAGCACUUCAAAAAUGAGUCUAUAAGUAUUGCAAAGCAGUCUCAUGGACGUUUGAAAAAAUUAUGGAAGAGAAUAAUAGUGGGGUAG